Linum tenue is the source of this 1109-nucleotide messenger RNA. The record is from the annotation of a GenBank genome assembly. NCBI's taxonomy places the organism in Eukaryota, Viridiplantae, Streptophyta, Magnoliopsida, Malpighiales, Linaceae.
AGCGAAAAUUGAAGAAUCCUGUUUUCGCGAGAAGGAGGUGGUGAUUCGAGGGAAGGAAGUGAAGCUGAAGCCGGAAGAUGCUGAGAAUCUGCACCAAGCUCCGCUCUUUAGCGGCGCAAUCCUCUAAUCGAUCUCCAAUCUUCCUACCCUAUUCUUCCCGUCGCCUUAUUCUCCACUCUUCUCCAUUUAUUUCAUGUAAAGGCCAACCACUCCAUUCCGCCGCUGCUUCUACUGCUUGGAGUCUUUGUGGGCAGCUCCUCAAUGCGUCUAAAUCGUCCCCUGUGUUGCCGUCUCAAUCUGUCUCAUCGCCUUUCUCUUUGGUGGGUGUCCGAGGUGUUUCAUCGAGGGAGCGGAAGAAGAGGAGGAAGCCCAUGACACCAGUCACCUCCAAAGUUAAGAAGAUUAAAAUGAAGGGUUACUCUUCCUUCAAGGGAAGAUUUCGUACCCUGAAUGAUGGGACUAUCCGGCGAUGGCACGAGGGUAAGAGGCACAAUGCACACUUGAAGUGCCAACUUCUCCAUGAUUCUUCUGUUAUCCCACUCCCCAGGCUCCCUCAACAUGCAUUAGCUACUGUUAGUUUAUAUACUGAAACCGUUUCUGGGGCUGUUAUUGUCGAGCAAAGCAAAGCGCAGACUUAGAAAGCCCGCCAUAGUGCCAGCAGCUUAUGCAAAGGUCAUGAAGAAGCUUAAUUUCUGUGCAUGAAGUGAAGCAUGCAUCUUCUCUAUUCAACCAAUUUGGAUUCAGCCAUGGGCUGGGAGCGCUUGGAGUUUCGCUACGAAUGUAACACUGGUGGCGAUCUCAUAGUUCCCUCUCGAACUUUGUACUUCUGUUGGUUGACGAAGAUUCGACAAUUUCCCAGUUUACACUUUGCUAGGUCAACGGUGCUCGUUGCAAUCUGGAAUACAUAUUUGUUCAGAUUCCUCCCCGUCAGCGUUGAGAAAUAGUGACAAGUAGUAUAUCUUAAAUCUUUCAUUUGCCUAGCUUGGUGGAGCUGUUACUGUCUUUAUUUUUCUGUUUUGCCUGUAAUUUUUUCACCAAGGUAGACUUCAGUUAUCUCAUUUCCUAGAAAAAGAGGGUGUUCAGAGUCGAAAAAUUCAGAACCCGAAACA